AGCACCUUGAUGGAUAAGGUGGAUGAGUUAAAGCAGCACAUCCGGGGUUUAAUAAGGGAUAGACAGCAGGAUUUACUGUUAGCAGCCCCGGGUGUCCCAGGGAGAGCUAGUACCCCCUCGACUCUGGCCUUAGACCUCUCACAGUUGGGCAAAUGGGCAGCAUAGGUGAAGGGCUAAGGCUAAUGCUAACAGAAAAGGCUACAGCCAGCGCACCUGAACACCAUGCUCCCCCAGUUCACGUGUCAAACAGGUUUGCCCCGCUCAGUGAAGCACCCACUGAGGAGCCUGUUAAAAGGUACUCUGGUGAUAGGAGACUAUCGUCCGACACGUGAAAUUAGCUACUCCUUUAGGGGCACUAGCGGCAACAGUUACUUGUUUACCGGGAGCCAGAGCACCGGACAUUAGUGGCAACCUUAGGCUAUUAGGGAAUAGGAGAUAUUUGAGGGUAGUCAUUCAAGUAGGCGCCAAUGAUAUUAGUCUGCGGCAAUCUGUAGUAACUAAGGCUAAUAUUAAAGAGGUGAUUAAACAGGCCGAGACGCUGUCCGAGGAGGUAAUCUGCUCUGCCCCCAUCCCAGUGAGGCUUGGUGAUUAAGUUUACUGCAGGAUUUCUUCACUGAACCGCUGGAUGUCCAAGUGGUGUGCAGAAAAUCAUGUGGGCUUUUUAGAUAACUGGCUAUAGUUUGAGGGCAAGCCUGGUCUUUUAGGUAGGGAUGGUGUCCACCCCACAUGGGAGGGUGCUGCCUUACUUCCAUGCAGCAUAGCACAGUCUUUUAGCUAGUUGGCAGAGUAGUGUUAGAAGCUGCUGGCAAUCCAGAGCCAGGACCAGGUCUGGAACCAGCGAACCUGUGAUGCGAGCGGCCAAAGGGCGGGGCGGUGAAGCGUCUCCGGGGCAAAGUUGUUUACAAACCUCACCUGCAUUUACAGCGAAGAGCAGCAGAAACAGCUAAAUGAAUGAAAAUUAAUCAACAGUGGUCCACCGAAGAAAGCAGCACAAGUUUUAAAAGGAGCUCGGGUUCCGCCAUGUUGUUUUCAAAUCGCCGGCCCAACUACAUACGUAGUGAGUGACUCCUUGAAGCAAUGGAAAAAUGGGCAGAUUCUUAAAAGGUUCGCAGGAACCGGCUCCGGCACCAGCACUUUUUUGGUGGAAAAGAGGUGUGUGUUACCUUUUGGCUCUCUCUUUAGUUAGGCUGUUUUUUCAGAUCUGCUGGAAUCCUUAGAUAAUUACACUCUGAUAAAAUGUUGCAUAUUUUCUGUUCUACAUAAAUCCAGUCAAAAAUAAUUCCAUCACUCUGCCUUCCUCCAAGUUACUGACUGCCCACCUGUCUGACCCGAUACCGAUGGAUGUUGGACCCUCAGGAUCUUCUGUCCCCUGUCCAGCCAGACUGAUGGAAGUUUGUGGAAGCCAGCAUUCCCCAUGACCCACCACAGAUCAGCUACCCAUCAUCCAGAUUUUGCAACACAUCUCGGACAAGUUGUUCACUCUCCAUCACCGAUCACAUCCAAAUUUUAUAUGAACUCUAACUGCUUUCAUUGCUGGUGUUGCUAUACACUUUAAUAUAUUACCCCCGUGUGGACUUGACUUUUUUUUUUUAUUUACAUUUAAAAUUACAUUUAAAAACUGUCUGACCAGUGGUAGGAUGCUCCCCCUUAUAUAUGAGCCUUGGUCCUCCAAUGGUUUCUUCCACCUCUGCUUUGAGGUGCUUUUCUGUUUCCUUGCCUCCGUGCUCACUUGGGGUUCUGUAUUUUUUAUGUUUAAUGUUUUGCCUGAUUCUCUCUUCUGUGAUCACAUUUCUGUAAAGCUGCUGUAUGACAUCAGUUAGUUCCAGUACUUUGUUUUGCAGUGUCUAGUCAACAAAGCGGAAUGAAGCCUCGUUAUUGAUUGUCAGCCACUGUCAAUUGUGGACAAUAAUGGCUUCAAUGCUUUUAUCAAGCUUUUGGACUCUACGUACAUUGUUCCAGGCAGGAAGCAUUGAAGGAGAAACUGGAUUAGAAAUACAAGGUGACCAAGGACAAAUGAUAUAGCUGAGAUGGGAGGGAAAGUCUCAGCUGUCAGCCUAACAGCUGAUCUGUGGACAUCCAUUAACAUGGAUGCUUACCUUGCUGUGACCGGUCACUAUAUUACAGGUACGGCUAAGCCAGGGGUGUCCAAACUUUUUUUGUUGGGGGCCAGAAGGAAAAAUAUAUUUGAAGUCAUGGGCCACACUCUGUAAUAAAAGAAAUAAUGAAAUAUACCACUUUAAAUAAUACAUUUUCCUGAUUAUUUCAUUUACACACCAUUUUACAUGACUCACUAUCUUUAUCUUUGACAGUGUUGUGUAAACUAAGAUUUUUCAAAUUGAUGUUUAAUUUCAUUAUGUCUCUUAAUAUUAAACUCCUUAAUUACGGCAACUUUUAGACUCUUUGGCCCGUUUUUCUGCGCUAGAAAUGCGCACCCUCUCCGCUUUUAGACUCUUUGGCUCGAUUUUCUGCGCUAGAAAUUCGCACCCUCUCCGCUUUUAGACUCUUUUGCCCCGUUUUUCUGCGCUACAACUGAGCACCCUCUCUGCUUUUAGACUCUUUGGCCCGUUUCUGACACCUAGCGUUCAAACUUUGAAUCUCACAUUAUAAAAACUUGCUUGACAGCGGGCCAACUUUCAUUGUAUUUCUAAAAUACCUCGCGGGCUGCUCCAAAAAAGGAAACGGGCCGUAGUUUGGACACCCCUGGGCUAAGCUGUCCACUCUUUUUACCCAAACCCACACUGCAGCCCACCUUGCUAAAGAGCUAAAGCUAAAGAAACCCUAAUUGUUGAAUGGGUUAUAGAUCCAAAGUUAAAAGCCUGGUAAUUGACUGUGCUGCAAACAUGACUGUGCAGCUCAGUUAAAUGUGUGCCACAUCACCGGUUUUGCCCAUGUCCUGAAUUAGAUUGUGAAAAAGUCACUCACACAAACUCCUGAGCUUUAGGAAAUCCGCGCUAAAGCAAGGAGAAUAGUUGGAUAUUUGAAAUCAAGCACAACAGCUAAAGAAAAACUGUGAGAGGUUCAGGAAAUCUAAACAUAAGCUGAUACAGGACACAAUGUACACAAUUCAACAUUUUACAAAUGCUUGGGAACAACAGGAACCACUGGCAGCAUCUCUCACCAGCCUGAACACUGAUCUUGUGGUGUUCUCCUCAGAGGAAUUUAAAACAGUGUGUUCAAGUGCUCUGGUCAAUCCAGCAAGUAACAGUGGAGUUGUCUGAGGAGAAAAGAGUCUCAGGCUCUAAAGUCAUUCCUUUCGUCAAGAUGUUAAAACACUGUAGUGCCAAACAAUGUGCCCUGAACACACUUCACAUCGAUGCAACACUGGCCAACAUAAUCAAAACUAAUUUGAUUGAUAAGUUUGCAGUAAAAGAGAAGAAGACUGAACCUGUCAUUAUCAACAUUGCUUGAUCCAAGAUAUAAACAACUGAGAUUUUGUAAUUUGAGCAAUUUACAGGAUGAGCAAAACCAUGCCAGCUUCAUUGUGCCUGCAGUUCCCCAGGAAUCCAGCCAUGUGGAGGCAGAGCAACGGGCACCCAGUGCAACUGCCAGUGCUAUAGCAGAGGUGCAGAGAUACCCAAAAGAUGGACACCUGUCAAGUGUGGAGGACCCAUUGAAGUAAUAGGCUGAGCACAACACAGUGAAUCCUCACCCCAGGAGUGACCCAACUUCCGGCUUGCGUACCUGCUCGCUGUUGGUUUAGCUCGUCUCUGUUUUAGUUGUUUCUUUACGUUUUAUACUAUUUAUUAACUUUUAACUGUCUUUGCAACCUUCCCAAACCUAUAAAAUCCCCAGGUAGCUACAAAUUUCGUGUUAUUACUUCAUUGUUGCCUCUGUUCUUGUGGUUUUGUGCUUACCUCGAGGUAAUGGCGACCGUGGAGGACCGCACUCCUGAUGCUCAGCGAGGAACUCUCCCAACUGGAUCGGCAGAUCCAGCGCCUGCUCGAGAGAAGACGAGGCUGGAGGAGUCCCGUGAUGCCUCCUUCGCAGCCAUCUCCACCCCUGGAGCUGCCGGCACUGCAGAUCCCGGCGGUCGCCAUCUUCACCACCGCUCCGGGAGGGGCCUGGGAGCGCCAGCGCGGCCAAGGAAAGCGGGUUUCCCCCCUACCUUCUCAGUCGGAUUUUGCGUCUGCAAACCGGUUUGAGGUCCUCAGUUCAUAGCCGUCGCCUCCUUCACCUCCCCCAACCACUCAUAGCGGCCAGGUAUAAGUAAUGGCCAGUUUACUAGUAUACAUCGUUCCAAUGAUUUAUCUUGCCACUCUCCUGUUCAUAAAGCCAUGGGCUUAUUUCAUGUUGGUCGCCAUUUUGAAAAAUUCCUUCACGAAAACGAGGCUGUGGUGGGAGGAAUUCCGGAAGUGUCCUGCGGAGCUGCAAGAGUGGAGCACGGCGAGUCCAUUCGGCGAUACUGACAUGGCAUAUUGCUGUGUGCCAGGUUGUAAUUCCUAUAAAAGGCGAGAAACGGAUCAGCACUUGUCCUUCCAUCGGUUUCCGUGCAAUCCAGACACCCGUCGCCAGUGGAUUGUUAAAAUCAAAAGAGAUGUUGGACCCUAUUUUCAGAUCACAGACAACACAAAAGUCUGUUCCAAACACUUUUCCCAAGACUGCAUAUUAAAAUCGAUUACAGGAUUGAACAAACUAAAAACCGGCAGUGUGCCUACGUUGUUUUCAUGGUGCCAGCUCAAGACGAGGAGGACAAUAGAACGAAUCCAGAGGGGCCCAAUAGCAACAGCAUCAGAGGGGGAAUCAAUCGCAACUUGUGACUUUGAUGAAGAAGAGGAAGAAGUGCAAAUUUCAAAUCUGCAUGAGAAAGAAACUUCUAAGCAGGUCUUAGGGACACUGGGUGAUCAUGACUAUCUGGAGGAGACCCCGACUGUAGAAGAACAGCUUGAUGCAGCAAAGAGGGAGAUUGCCCGUCUGGAGGAAGAAAAUCAAAACCUGAAUUUGGAGCAAUUUCAUCUGCAACGCUUCCAGUGUGAGCCCAAAAUGAUCAUGUUUUACACUGGAUUUAAAGAUUAUGGCACACUAAAAGCUGUUUUCUUAGCUCUACAACCUACAGCUGAGUCUAUGAUUAGAUGGAGUCAAAUGCAAAGGCUAAAUACUACAGAACAAGACUGUGUAAAACCCACAUUCACAGCUCAACACCUAUGCCUAUUUGACCAGUUCUUUCUGUUCCUUUGUCGUGCACGGCAGGGUUUUUUCGCUGCGGAUUUAGCUGUGCGGUUUAAUGCAACAGUCAGCAGGGUUUGUAUAACCUGGUGCAAUUACCUGUACUUUAUGCUUGGUACAUUACCAAUAUGGCCAAGUAGAGUGGCUGUAGAUGAACUGAUGCCACCCUCUUUUAAACUGACAUUCCCCAAAGCACGAGUGAUACUAGACUGUACAGAGAUCCACAUCCAAACCGCAAGCUCAAAAGUUCUUAACACAGUCACAUACUCCCAUUAUAAAGGUACCACCACACUAAAGUCACUGAUUGGUAUUACUCCUUUUGGGUCAAUUAGUCUAGUCAGCAACCUGUACACAGGCUCCAUCUCAGAUAAAGAAAUAACCAAAGAGUCUGGUAUUCUGAGCCUACUUGAACCAGGAGAUGAAGUAAUUGCAGAUAAGGGGUUUCUUAUCAAAGACCUCCUCAGUGAGAUUGAUGUAAAACUUGUAAUUCCUACAUUCUUGGGGCCAAGUGGGCAGUUUAGUAAAGAAGAAAUUACAUACACACAAGAAAUUGCUUGCUUGAGGGUCCAUGUUGAGAGGGCAAUCAGACGCAUUAAAGAAUACCAUAUAUUUGACGGAGUUAUGCCCCUUUCCCUGUGUGGUUCAGUUAACCAGCUAUGGACUGUUUGUGCUCUACUUACAAAUUUUCAGGGACCUAUUUUUUAAAUGUUUUAAUUUAAUUAAUAUUCAAAGUGGAUUAUCGGAUGUUAACAUACAUAGUACAACCAUGAACUAUAUUUUACAAAUUCAGUAUUUUAUUGACUGUACUGGACUUGCUGGACAACAAUCCUUACAAACAUUAACAAACGUAACAUUUAUUCAGCUGUGUUUUAAUGAUGUGUAAUUUUCUGUGUUUAUAAAAUCAAUGUAACAACAAAUUUUAGCUCAUUCUGAACCAAUAAAAACAAUGUAUUUUUCC
Messenger RNA from Astyanax mexicanus (Mexican tetra), 6121 nucleotides. RefSeq lists its product as uncharacterized. The transcript has 6 exons. The record is from RefSeq and is a predicted model, not a curated record. NCBI's taxonomy places the organism in Eukaryota, Metazoa, Chordata, Actinopteri, Characiformes, Acestrorhamphidae. The coding region runs from base 4210 to 5868 and encodes 552 amino acids.